AUGCGCGCGGGUGUAUAUCGUUAUCUUUAUCACACCACACCUUGCGUUGUACGAUCCGAUCGUAACGGCUUCAGCACGACGAAAAGAAACCGUUUUUCCUGUGGUGGAGGCAGCCAAGAACUGUCGCCAAAGUCCACAACUUUGACUACGACUUCGACAAUUACUACGACUUCAUCAACAACAAAUACAGACACAUUAUUAUCACCAACAACUGCAACAAUUAAUAAUUUUGGUGUAAAAAAAGCACGUCGCGAUUUUUUAAAUAAUUGCAACAAUACUGUUGAUUUGGAAUCAAAUAAUUGUUUACAACAAUCGAGUGUUGUUGACGAUAUUGUUGGAACGACAACAACGGCUAAUAACGUGAAUAAUUCGGCUAUUAUUACGCCGAUCCAAAAUUCAAAUUUAAAUACUAAUCAUUCAGAUAUGGAAGCACCGCUUGCCGUCGCAUUAAGUCAAAGUAUGGAUUCAGUAAAUACAGCUACAGGAGAAGAAGAGGUUCGGACAUUAUUUGUCAGUGGGCUGCCAAUGGAUGCGAAGCCACGAGAAUUAUAUUUAUUAUUCCGAGCUUAUGAGGGAUACGAAGGUUCACUAUUAAAAGUCACAAGCAAAAAUGGAAAAACGGCAUCACCGGUUGGUUUUGUAACAUUUCACACUCGAGCUGGUGCGGAGGCUGCUAAACAAGAUUUACAGCAGGGCGUAAGAUUUGAUCCUGACAUGCCUCAAACAAUUCGAUUGGAGUUUGCAAAGAGUAACACGAAGGUUAGCAAGCCCAAACAGCAGACCGCUAAUACAGCCACUACGCACCCUACUCUGAUGCACCCACUCACUGGACAUUUGGGUGCACCGUUUUUCCCAGGUGGUCCAGAAUUAUGGCAUCAUCCAUUGGCAUAUUCAGCUGCUGCUGAAUUACCUGGAGCUGCUUUGCAACAUGCUACACUUGUACAUCCGGCUCUGCAUCCCCAGGUUCCUCCCCCAAUGUCGCUGCCUCAUCCAACAGCGCUCACAUCAAUCCAUGCCUCAUUGCCGCAUUUUUUGCCAAGUCCAGCCUUGGCGUCACCGGUGGGCUCAUCGUCAUCACAACCGGGGCUGGGGGUAAGCAAUGCCCCAUGUUCAACACUGUUUGUUGCUAAUUUGGGUCAAUUUGUCUCAGAACAUGAACUAAAAGAAAUAUUCAGCAGGGAUCCAAGGGAGAAGAAAAUGGACAAUCUUAACUCGUAUUUGCAGUUGAGCACUUGACGUCGCGGCAGUUUGGGCAAACUAGUCGCUAGGUGGUUGUAUAAUAAAAAAACACCACCUAUUG
This is a messenger RNA of Chrysoperla carnea, 1300 nucleotides long. RefSeq names its product protein couch potato (gene cpo). Gene Ontology annotation, molecular function: mRNA binding. The coding region runs from base 1 to 1236 and encodes 411 amino acids. The transcript is spliced from 9 exons. The record is from RefSeq and is a predicted model, not a curated record. NCBI's taxonomy places the organism in Eukaryota, Metazoa, Arthropoda, Insecta, Neuroptera, Chrysopidae.